AUGGGAUCCGUUCAGCUAUCCGUCGAGAGCGCUCUUGCGCAGAUGGCGGUUGCAGUCCAGCGGGGAGAAUUUGUGGAGGCUGCCAACAUUGGAAACGAAGCAAGCAUCCCCCUGGGGGUGGCAAAGGCUGAUUUGCACCUCGCAAAGACGCUGCACCGCGGGCAGCAGGGUAGCGUGCUGCAGGGCACUUUUCAGACCGAGGAGUACAUGCUGGUCAUGCCCCUGGAAGGAGACAACCUCGCCACGAAGCUGCAUGAGCAGGGGUGGCGUCCCAGCUGGCAGGAGGUGGUGCGGCUCUCUUUGGACCUGGCCAGCGCUGUGGCCGCUGUGCAUGCGGCCGGCAUCCUACACCGAGACAUCAAGGCCUCCAACGUCAUGCUCGGGGCUGAUGGGAGCGCCAUACUGGGGGACUUCGGCAUUGCUGAGCUGGCGGAUGUGCUGGCGGAGGAGCAGGCCGACAGGUCCAAUCUCAUACGCCGGGGCAAACCUUCCGGCGGCUUCCACAAACGCCACCUGGUGGGCACACUGGAGUACAUGGCGCCAGAGGUACUGCUGAAGGAGCCCACCACGGCUGCAUCGGAUGUUUACGCGUGGGCGGUGACGGUGAAUGAGCUGGCUACUGGGGUGUUCCCUUUCUCUGACUGCAACAAGGACAACCCCCAAUGCCAGACCAUCCUCAACUUUGGCUACGGCAGGCGCGCCACUUACGGAACGGUGGGAGUCAAGUAUUACAUAUCGGCCCUGAUGGCCGGCUUUCAGGUCCAUAAAGGACCACCGGUCACCGGAAUGCAAGAGCUGGCGGCGGCGGUGGCGGCAGAAGGCCUGCGGCCAAUUCUGGCACCAGACACUCCAAGGGAGCUGGCAGCGCUGCUGGAAGCUGCCUGGCAGCUUCAGCCGGCUGCACGUCCGGCCGCCGUGCAGUUGGAGGCCCAGCUGGGCGCUCUGCUGAGCCGCAUGGAAGCUGCGCCGGCAGCUGCAAUAAAAGAUGAUGCCAAUGCCGCAAACGGCCAUGGCCCUCACAUUGACAGCCCGCCCUUCCAUAUCGGUAAUGCCACAUGUGUAGGAAUAUUUGACGGCCACCGAGGGCGGCAGACGGCGGAGUUUGCGGCGCAGCACUUUCCGGGUUUCCUGCAGCGGGAGUGGCACAGGGACAGCGCAGAAGCAGCUCUGCAGGCGGCUUUCUUGGCCCUUGAUGACGCGUUCAGGCGGCAACAGGAUGCGGAGUGGGCGGAGCGGGUGGGCCGCAUGGGUGUGGCGGCUGCCGGGGAACGCCCCUGGCCGGGCUGCACCGCUAUUGUGAUAUUAAUCCAUGCCGGGCACCUCUACGUCGCCAACGCCGGAGACUGCCGCGCCGUGCUGUGCCGACAGGGGGGCGCUGUGGCGCUGAGCACGGAUCAGACAGCGGAGCGGGAGGAUGAGCGGCAGCGCAUAAUAUCGGCGGGCGGCCACGUGCACUUCAGGGUUGACAGCUGGCGCGUCGGCAAGGCCGGCAUCCAAGUCUCCAGGUCACUGGGGGAUGCAGAUCUUAAAGCAGAGGGGCUGACAGCGCUGCCAGAGGUGACAGGCAGGGCGCUGGACGAGCAAGAUCUGUUUGUGGUGGCGGCCAGCGACGGUUUCUGGGACAAGGUCGACAACACCGAGGCCGUCAACAUGGUGCACGACACAGUGAAGGAGCCUUCGAUGAGCGCCAAGCGGCUUGCGACAGAGGCGCUGACGCGCGGAUCGGCUGACAACAUCACCGUGAUAGUGGCCUUCCUGCAGCCGGUCAGCACCCUGGAGCAGAUCUACGCCAAUGGCCGCCAGAAAUAUGCGCCACACCAGAUGUUUGUCGGUCCCAACCGGGCCGUUAAGCCCUCCACCUACCAGCCCGCCAGCGCGGAUGAGUUGCGGGACACCUAUUGAGAGACUCGUGGAGACAACUAAUUUGUCAGGAUUCGAACUCAGGAUCAAAAUUUUAAGUUCGUGAAAUGAGCUCUCGAGAUUUACUUCUAUGGUGAGGAAAGGUGACAGCGUGUUGCAUGGAGCAUGCAAAGACUUGGGAGGAGCGCAGAUGCUGUGCGUUCAUUCUGAGUACUGAGUCUGAAAGUUCAAGAGGUUCAGGCAUGAGAUAUUAUUUGGGCUGCAAGCAGAGUCUGCUUGGCCUGGCCCCAAUUCUUUACAGUAUACAAUUAAUCCAGAUACUUUUGCCGGUCCAGACUCGCUCUUGAGCCGGUGUCACGCAAUCUUGAUGGAGAGCUUUAGAGCUGCAACAAUGUAUGAUGCAACGCUAGGAUUGCCCCAAGUUAUUUCACAGUCUGUACAGUAGACUACAGUAGCACACCCAGUGUGUCCCAACAGAAAAAAUGAACUGGAUUUGUUAUUCUACAAAAUAAAUCACGAAUCAAUGUGUCAACGUUGAUGGC
This is a messenger RNA of Coccomyxa subellipsoidea C-169, 2402 nucleotides long. RefSeq names its product protein serine/threonine phosphatase 2C. The transcript has 13 exons. Gene Ontology annotation, cellular component: nucleus; cytosol. Bases 1 to 1902 code for a protein of 633 amino acids. NCBI's taxonomy places the organism in Eukaryota, Viridiplantae, Chlorophyta, Trebouxiophyceae, Coccomyxaceae. Gene Ontology annotation, biological process: protein phosphorylation; protein dephosphorylation. The record is from RefSeq and is a predicted model, not a curated record. Gene Ontology annotation, molecular function: ATP binding; protein serine/threonine phosphatase activity; protein kinase activity.